AUGACCUCGUAUCCCCAAGCAUUGGGCGUUGCACUAAUGACUCCGACGGCCCGAUAUACUAAAGCAGGCUACGACAAUGAGCGCAACCAAGUCUUCAUUAACCUAGACUCGAGCAACCUAAAGGCCCCCAUGAAGCCACUCAUCAGCAAAGCCAUCUCCACAAGCAAACGCCAAGAUCUAACCUUCCCAACCAUCCGCUCGGACCCGACUUUUCCUCUGUCGCUAAGCACACUGGACUUGUCAGCGGGGGAAUUCCGCUCUCAUUUCAUCACGCUAUGGGGCAACUUCCAUUCGGUAUACGCAUGCACUCCGGAUGUCUGGUCCUCGGGGAUCUCCUCGGCGGGGCUGCAGAACCGAGCGUUAGAUCUGGCGCUCAUCGCGCUAGCGACGAUGCGACUAUCACUGUCUCCCGAGCACAGGGACAACAAUUAUCAAGUGUUCAGCCUGAGUGCGUAUAACACUAGUAUCCAGAUAUUCAGACGAUUGUUGCAAGACAAACCUUCGAUGGCAAAGUCAAAGACCGUCCUGGUUGUUAUCUCCCUUGUGUUUACGCUGUUCGAAGCCGUGCAGCAACGGCCAACACAGAUCUAUGACUCCGGCUGGGCUGGUCACUUGAAAGGCGCGUUGGCGUUGAUGGAGAGGCAGGGCCCGGGGUCGUUUCAAAAUGGGGCAUUACAUGAGGCGUUUAGGAAGCUGAGGGAGAUGGCGGUAUUCACCCUUCUCCGUCUUUCCCCUGAGCUGCUCCAAAGUUCGUUCCUCUCACAGGAGGAAUGGAUGACAGUUCCCUGGAAAGAGAUCAAAAAGGCCCAUCGAGAUAAAUUAUACGACAUCGCAGCGAAACUCGCAUCCAUCUACAGUCGGCUUCCCUCAACGACUGCAUGCCAGCUUCCCCACGUGGAAGAGGGUUUCAAUCUAACAUGGCGCUGCCAACAACUCUACGAAGAUCUCAUGAACUGGCGAACUGAAUGGCUGAGAUCUGAACAUCCUGAAUUUCUCAUUUCCUCGCCCAGUCACAGAUCCAAAGCUACUUCACACUGCUCCGUCGGAGACAGGAACUCCACUUAUACCCCCGACCCAAGGACAUUCCCAACGAACGAGUUCUCGUUUCUCGUUGCCGAAUCGACAGCUUUGGUUCUGCUUUUAAAUAAUAUGGUCACCCGUCUCGCUAUCUCUACAUCUGAUCCUUCAAUGAGUGACACAAAUAAUCCAUCUCCAGAAUCACUAACCACCUCAAUCUCCACCUCCCUAUCUCCUCCCAUAUCCACCUUAACCUCAACAGCCCACUACACCCUAAGACUUCGCCCCUUCUCUCCGGAAACCUACGAGCUACAAACAUACCUCCGCUCAGCCCUUGAAUUGCCAUGCUUCGGCUACUCGUCGUCUACAUUCGAUGAAGCAGGGAUUACGGAAGGGCGAUGUCGCUCGUUAUUGCCGAAUUGGGUUCUUUCAAAUGUGUAUUCGGACGGAGUAGAAACUUGGGCGGAAGAGGAUGGGGAUUUGGGAACGGAUCCGGGGGCUGACUGGAGUGAUGCAAGUUGGUGGGGAGGAUUGAGCGAUCGGCUGAAUUUCGGGGUUUUUUGA
This is a messenger RNA of Aspergillus affinis, 1581 nucleotides long. RefSeq lists its product as uncharacterized. NCBI's taxonomy places the organism in Eukaryota, Fungi, Ascomycota, Eurotiomycetes, Eurotiales, Aspergillaceae. The coding region runs from base 1 to 1581 and encodes 526 amino acids. The record is from RefSeq and is a predicted model, not a curated record. The transcript is spliced from 3 exons.